Messenger RNA from Durio zibethinus, 1819 nucleotides. RefSeq names its product ribose-phosphate pyrophosphokinase 1-like. Gene Ontology annotation, molecular function: magnesium ion binding; ribose phosphate diphosphokinase activity. Lineage: Eukaryota; Viridiplantae; Streptophyta; Magnoliopsida; Malvales; Malvaceae. Gene Ontology annotation, cellular component: cytoplasm; ribose phosphate diphosphokinase complex. The record is from RefSeq and is a predicted model, not a curated record. Gene Ontology annotation, biological process: purine nucleotide biosynthetic process; ribonucleoside monophosphate biosynthetic process; 5-phosphoribose 1-diphosphate biosynthetic process.
UGCUUGGCGGAGGAACACAAAAAGAAGAAGAGAGCAAUAACGCUAGCUCGGCACUCGAUAAAACGGCCACCGCACCUUUACCCCUUCAACCGCUCCUUUGCCGCCGCUUAAAUUUCCGAACCGCCAAACACCCAACCCCGAUUGCCAAAAAUAUUAACAAAAGAAGGAAUGGCUGCGAUGAUGACGUUACCUUCGCCGUCUAAAACAUGGUCGUUUUGGUCGUUCUCUUCGUCUUCUUUCUUCACUCGUUUCUCUCUCAGCCACAAAAGCGUCGGUUUCAAUGAUUCUCGUUGUCGUAUCUGUGCUUCUAACAGCUUUAAAUGUGACCUGCCUCAACCAGUGAAUUAUGGAAAUGGGAAGCCAACGAUUCCAAUCCUUAAUGAAAGGACACUGCCCAAGUUCUUGGAAUCAGCUCGAAUGGAGACAGCUGUUAACAGAAAUGGUGCCAAGCUCAAAGUGUUUUCCGGCACCGCCAAUCCUGAACUUUCUCAGGAAAUUGCUUGGUGCAUGGGUUUGCAGCUGGGAAAGAUCAACAUAAAGCGAUUUGCUGAUGGGGAAAUUUAUGUUCAGCUGCAAGAGAGUGUUAGAGGAUGUGAUGUAUAUUUAGUGCAACCAACAUGCCCUCCUGCAAAUGAGAAUCUCAUGGAGCUUCUCAUAAUGGUUGAUGCUUGUCGGAGAGCAUCGGCCAAAAAUAUCACUUUAGUGAUUCCAUAUUUUGGUUAUGCCAGAGCUGAUAGAAAGACUCAAGGCCGUGAAUCCAUUGCAGCCAAACUGGUUGCAAAUCUUAUCACAGAAGCUGGUGCAAACCGUGUUCUUGCUUGUGACAUUCAUUCUGGGCAGUCCAUGGGUUACUUUGAUAUUCCAGUGGACCAUGUGUACUGUCAGCCUGUGAUUCUUGAUUAUCUUGCCAGCAAGAGAAUUUGUUAUGAUGACUUGGUAGUGGUUUCACCUGAUGUUGGUGGAGUAGCAAGAGCACGUGCUUUUGCAAAAAAACUAUCAGAUGCACCUUUAGCCAUUGUGGAUAAAAGGCGUCAAGGUCACAAUGUUGCAGAGGUAAUGAACCUUAUUGGUGACGUAAAAGGAAAAGUUGCAGUUAUGGUGGAUGAUAUGAUUGACACUGCUGGAACGAUUGCAAAAGGGGCUGCACUUUUACACCAAGAGGGGGCGAAGGAAGUUUAUGCAUGCUGUACCCAUGCAGUUUUCAGUCCUCCUGCAAUAGAGAGGUUAUCAGGUGGCCUUUUUCAAGAAGUAAUCAUUACAAAUACGCUUCCAAUGGCAGAAAAGAAUUACUUCCCUCAGCUAACAGUUCUUUCCGUGGCGAACCUGUUGGGUGAAACUAUUUGGCGUGUUCAUGAUGAUUGUUCCGUGAGUAGUAUUUUUCAGUGAAAUCAGAUAGCGAAUCCCAAAGGUGUUUUCUCCUUCAAAUUUAUUAAUGUGCAAUAAAUGCCUUUGCUCCAGAGGUAAAAAUGGCUGACGAUCAGAUAGGAAUAAGUCUUAGAUUCUUAUCUCCAAAAGGGAUGGAGAAUCAACACAUGGGUCUCAUCUCUGUGGAUCUGCAUAAUUUAGUUUCUUUUUUUGGGCUAAAAUGCCUUUCAUUUUAUUCUUUAUUAGAGGGAUAUCCUUUUUUUUUUAUUCACCGGAAGCUAUCUUAUAAUUUUUCCAUUUACUUUGCAUUAGUUGGAUGUUCUUCCAAAACAUCAACAUAAUGGGACAUUAAAGCCCACCAAUUGCAAACUGGCUGGUUCAAAACUUCAAAUACAUACAGGUGUCUGGUUCUUUUCUACAGAAAGUGCUAAUUGUUUUUUAUUUGCGACAGAAU